AUGUACCAAGUUGGAAACCAGUGGCAGAAGGAAUAUCUGGGUGCCAUCUGUACGUGCACAUGCUACGGAGGACAGCAGGGCUGGCGUUGUGAGAACUGCAGGAGGCCCGCAGUAAACACAGACGUGGAGGCAGAUCUGAUGCAGCCCGUUCACACAGACGUCUUCGACCGAUACCGAGAAAACGCUUUAAGGAAACUGAACAUCCACUGUCCCAUUGAAUGUCUGAGGCCGGAGCUUCUCGCAGACGCACAGAGUCCAUCCAAAAAGUGA
Molecule: messenger RNA, 270 nt
Organism: Knipowitschia caucasica
Lineage: Eukaryota; Metazoa; Chordata; Actinopteri; Gobiiformes; Gobiidae
Source: the annotation of a GenBank genome assembly